GGCGUAGCUGCUGGGAAGGACCCAGACAGGGCGCACACGUGGGCUGUUCACCAUGGAUCCUGCUGUGGUGUUGGUAGCUGGGUGCUACGAGCAAAUUACUUUUGGAUAUCGAGUGGAGACAACUAAAGAGGUAUCAAAUAUUGAUAUUUUUUCAUAUCACGCUCACUCUGCGUCUUUAUCUGUGGUGGCGACAAAUGAAAAGUUUAUUGCCACAGGUAGCCGGGAUGAAACCAUUUGUCUGUAUGACAUGAAAAAGAGGACAGAACAUGGAGCUUUGCUGCACCAUGAUGGCACCAUCACUUGUCUAGAGUUUUAUGGCAGUUCCCACUUACUGAGCGGUGGAGAGGAUGGACUCAUUUGUAUCUGGAGCACUAAGAAGUGGGAAUGCUUACAGUCUAUUAAAGCUCACAAGGGACAAGUAUCGUCAUUUUCAGUUCAUCCUUCUGGGAAACUUGCUCUGUCAGUGGGGACAGACAAAACUCUCAGAACGUGGAAUCUAAUAGAUGGCCGAUCAGCUUUCAUCAAAAACAUAAAAGAAAAUGCUCACAUUGUUCUGUGGUCACCGGCUGGAGACAAGUACGUGGUGGUGGCAGAUAAUAAAAUAGAUGUUUACAGCCUGGAGACAGCAACAGUAACGAGAGCAAUCUUAAAUCAAAAGAGGAUCUCCUCGGUUAAGUUUGUGACAAAUUCCAUUGUUGCAGUUGCUGGGGAUGAGGAGUGUUUGAGGCUGUAUGACACGGACUCUGGAGUGUGUCUCAGCGAGUUUAAGGCCCAUGAGAACAGAGUAAAAGCCCUGUCCAGUUUUACAGUAGAUGACCGUCAUAUCCUUGCAUCUGCAUCCAAUGAUGGGUACAUAAAAAUGUGGAAACUUAACCUUGAACAGAUGAAGGAUCCCCCAGUACUGCUGGGCGAAGUGAACACCACCGCCAGGCUGGCGUGUCUGGAUGUGUGGCAGUGCAGCUCGCAGAAAAGGACUUUGAAUCGGGAAGAAGCGACCGCUUCCUCUCCAGUGAGGGAAAAAGAAGACACACCUGCCAAGACAAAGAAGGGGAGGCCGGCGUGCCCUGGAGAAGUGGUUGAAGUUGAAGACGGUGACGGUCCUGCCAAGAAGAGAAAGACGGAUGGCUCCAAAAGGAAGAAGAAGCAGGAACAUCCAUAAAAUUCAACUUUGUCGUUUUUUGUGAUGAUUGAGCAGAGCUUCUGUAAAGCUCCAGCAUUUGCUCAUUUCUGCCCGAAUGCUAAGACAGCGGUGUCCAGUCGUGAGUUCUGGAGAGUCUGGAGAGUGUGUCUGGAUGUCUUCAUUCCAGCUCUGCUCAUAGUAACCUCACCACAUUAUUGGCUUAAUUGGCCCAAUUUACUCGCUUCUCCCAUGUUUAGGAACUGUUCAGAGAGGCUUAGGACCCUCCAGGACCAAGACUGGACACCCCCUGUUCUAAGCGCUUUUGUCAGAAAAACGAGAUGGAAAACUAGAUUUUUAAGAGAGUUAUUUUUGUAAAUUGUAAAACUCGCAUGAAGUAAACUUUUCAUUGAUGAAUAGCAAGCAUGUUGUUCUCAUGUUGGCUUUUAAUUACACCACGAGUGUCUGUACAUUGUGUGUUUUUGACAUGUCCCCUUAUUCAUUACAGACUUGUUCAUUUAUUGGUAUUUAAAUUAAAAUCAAUGACUUUA
Molecule: messenger RNA, 1668 nt
Organism: Lepisosteus oculatus (spotted gar)
Lineage: Eukaryota; Metazoa; Chordata; Actinopteri; Semionotiformes; Lepisosteidae
Source: RefSeq, a predicted model, not a curated record